Messenger RNA from Maylandia zebra (zebra mbuna), 2146 nucleotides. RefSeq names its product sorting nexin-4. Lineage: Eukaryota; Metazoa; Chordata; Actinopteri; Cichliformes; Cichlidae. The record is from RefSeq and is a predicted model, not a curated record. Gene Ontology annotation, biological process: positive regulation of autophagosome assembly; protein transport. Gene Ontology annotation, molecular function: phosphatidylinositol-3-phosphate binding. Gene Ontology annotation, cellular component: early endosome membrane; plasma membrane; SNARE complex.
CAACAUCAACAUCACGGAGAGAAAGGUGAUGGCGGAUGAUGGAAGGGAAGAGUCGCUGGGGACUGACGAUGAUUCAGACCAAACGGGAGCGGAUGGCAGCUUGAACAACACUAUGGUGGAAGAGGGCUCGACCCUCAUGCGCAGGAUGGAGAUCUGCGUAGCUGAGGCCGAGAAGAGGAGCGGCAAAAAUGCAGUGAGCAUGCAGGAGACGUUCACUGUGUACCUGAUCGAAACAAGGCCAAUGGAUGCAGUCGCUGAAGGCCAUAACCCAGCCCCCGACUGCCUGUGGAGGAGGUACAGUGAGUUUGAACUGCUGCGGAACUACCUGAUAGUUACCUAUCCGUACAUUGUGGUACCUCCUCUGCCUGAGAAGAGGGCAGAGUUUGUGUGGCACAAGCUGUCUGCAGACAACAUGGACCCUGACUUUGUGGAGCGACGCAGGGUUGGACUCGAGAACUUUCUUCUUCGUGUGGCUUCUCAUCCAGUCCUCUGCAAUGACAAGAUCCUCUGCUACUUCCUCACUGAGGAGCAUGGCUGGAAAGAAGCGGUGUACGAGACAGGAUUUCAGGCAAAGGCUGAUUCCAGGCUCAGGGCUCUCAGUGCCACCUUCAGAGUGAGAAAUCCAGAUAAAUGCUUCAUGGAGAUGAAGCAUUACAGCGAUGAGCUGCAGUCUCACACAUCUCAGCUGCUCCGAGCACGAGCAAGGGUUGCUGACCGACUGUACGGUGUUUUUAAAGUUCAUGGAAACUAUGGACGAGUCUUCAGUGAGUGGAGUGCCAUUGAAAAAGAGAUGGGAGAUGGACUGCAAAGUGCGGGUCAUCAUAUGGAUGCAUAUGCUGCUUCAAUAGAUGACAUCCUAGAGGAGGAGGAACACUAUGCAGACCAGCUGAAAGAAUAUCUUUUCUAUGCCGAAGCUCUGAGGGCAGUGUGCAGGAAACAUGAGCUGACCCAGUUUGAGCUGGAGAUGGCCUCGCAGGAUCUCAUCUCGAAGAAGCAGCAGCGUGAAGAGCUGGCUACAGGGAUCGUGCGGACAUUCUCCUUCAAAGGCAUGACCAACAAGCUUUUUGGACAAGAAGCACCUGAGCAGAGGGAGGCCAGGCUGAAGCUGCUGGAGGAUCUGAUAGCAGAGGGUGAAGAGACUGUCAAGGAGAAAACGAUUGAGCGCGCAGAGCACGUGGAAAAGGCCUGGGUGGAUAUCCAGCGCUUCAAGGAGCAGAAAGACAAAGACCUACGGGAAGCUCUCAUCAACUACGCUGUCAUGCAGAUCAGCAUGUGCAAGAAGGGAAUCCAGGUUUGGAGCAAUGCCAAGGAAUGUUUCCUCAAGAUGUGAGGCUGAGGAAAUAUCCCGAAGAUUUUCUCCCUCUAGGAUGAUUCUGGGAAAAUGACGCCAGGAGGCGGUGGAUCAUUCAAAGACCUGAACACUGGAGUGUAAUCUUCCCAGACUUAACUGAGACGUUUUUUCUAACUUUAAACUGGUGCUUUGCUUCUUUCAGUUUUUAAAGCUGGAUAACUGCUGAUGGGAUGGGUGAGUAUGCUUUGGGGCAGAUAAAGUCAUGUUUGGCAAAGAAAUGUAAGAAUACGUGGUGUUUAGAUCCACACAUAAACCUUGGUGGAAUCUCAGGCACCUUUGUUUUAUCCACUUUAUGAGUUCAAAUUCUGCAUUGGACCAUCCCAUAGGUUUGAUUUAUGUUGAAACCUGUCAACUGAACCAAAGUGCAGUUUGUUUCAUUUUUGUGAAAGUAAAGUAGGCAUAAACAUAGUGAAACGAUAAAGUAACUUCACCUGAUAACUGAUGAUUCCAAACCUUCCCCUGGAUUUUGUGCCUUUUGAAGCAUUUUUAAUAUUUGUGUGACACAGACUGAGGUUGGAUGAGUGAAAUACAAGAAUAUUAUUGAUGUGCUUUUAAUCACUAACGAGCAGCUGUGUCUUUAUGUAGCGCUUUUGCAGUUCAUGAAUGCAGCCUGCUAACUAAGCUUGCUACUCGUAGUUGCAGCAUUCCUCGCAUUCCAGUCUCUCUUUUUUCUCCGUUUUUCUACAUGGAAGCAGAAAAACAUCAAAAUCAGUUGAUUUUAUCUACAGUCUUUGGUUACAACAUGAAUAAAUGUUUACAGGGAUGUGUAUUUUGCCAUGUGGAAUAAUAAAACUA